This is a messenger RNA of Protopolystoma xenopodis, 213 nucleotides long. The record is from the annotation of a GenBank genome assembly. NCBI's taxonomy places the organism in Eukaryota, Metazoa, Platyhelminthes, Monogenea, Polystomatidea, Polystomatidae.
AUGGACGACGCAAGAGGAUGGACGUACUGUUGGAAAAGUGAACCAUAUGGAAGACGUCGACGACGUGAACGAAGUGGACAAAAUUGGCCGAUUCGACGGCCUCUGGAGCCCGAUGAACUGUUCACAUGUGACGCUCCCUAUCCCGUCGGCGUCGCCACACACUCGCUCUCGCCUCGAGACUAUUGGGCCGACAUGUCCACAACCUGCGAGUGA